Molecule: messenger RNA, 1310 nt
Organism: Daucus carota subsp. sativus
Lineage: Eukaryota; Viridiplantae; Streptophyta; Magnoliopsida; Apiales; Apiaceae
Product: deSI-like protein At4g17486
Exons: 4
Coding region: 317-967 (216 amino acids)
Biological process (GO): protein deubiquitination
Molecular function (GO): deubiquitinase activity
Source: RefSeq, a predicted model, not a curated record
GUACAAAACCUAUUCUGCUCAGCCAUCUAGUAUACAACUGUAAUCGAGUUGUCAAUUCUGAAUCUGCUUGUUAGGACAGAACAUCAUCAUAUUCAUCCUAUUUUCACAGAGCAAGAUUGCCCCUUUUCUCUUUUUCUUUUCUUUAAAACCUACACAAACAAAAGUUUACACCUUUUUCCUCUCUGGCCGCAUAUAAGGGAGCUAGAGCCCCCUGGAUCUCAUCCAUCUUUUUUGGUUGUGGGUUUAUUGUGAUUUUAUUUUUUCAUUCAAGAAUUUGUUAUUAUAGGACUCUUCAGACAUAUUUGUGAGAUAUAAGAUGGGGGCAGAGAGUUCUAGUGCUGAUUCAAGCAGCAAGAACAAUGAGACAGAAGUUAUAUUGAACAUAUAUGACCUCACUCCUGUUAAUAAUUAUGUGGCCUGGUUUGGGUUUGGCAUCUUCCAUUCUGGCAUUGAGGUCUAUGGUAUGGAAUAUGGAUUUGGAGCUCAUGAGUAUCCUAUUAGUGGAGUAUUUGAAGUGGAACCAAAGAGCUGUCCAGGGUUCAUCUAUAGAUGUUCUGUCCCACUGGGUCGUAUAGACAUGCCUCCCUCAGAAUUCGCCCAAUUUAUUGAGACUGUAGCGUCCGAAUAUCAUGGCGAUACAUAUCACCUUAUUUCCAAGAACUGCAACCAUUUUACAGAUGAUAUGUCAAUAAGAUUGACUGGCAAAAAUAUUCCUGGGUGGGUGAAUCGGCUUGCAAAGCUAGGUGCUUUUUGCAAUUGUUUGCUACCGGAAAGUCUUCAAGAAACAACUGUAAAACAGAUGCCUGAGUACCAUUCUUGUGCAGAUGAAGAUGCGAGUGGGUCUCCAUCAAUCAACACGUCCCAGGAACUGUCCGACAGUGAAGAUUCAGAUAAAGACAAUAAGCAGUUGUUAUCACCAGUAUCGAGAAAUGGAGAAGUAGCAUUUAUUAAAGAGGUGCAGAGGUGACUUUAAGCUGUUUAUUAUGCAAAAGGGAAUUGCUUCAAUUGUUAUAAUUAUUCCGUAUGCUCAAGGUGUGCGUUUGCAGACCAGUAUUGGUGCUAAUAGAAACCUAACUUCAUUGAUACAGAUGGUUUGCAUUUGAACUUGCUGUAACACGUUUUUCGUUGAUAUCUUUUGGUCUUUUUUUCCAAUGCCUAAUCUGUAUAUUUCAGUAGCAUGUAAAGUGGCGACUCUUGAGCAUGAUUUCUAGGUGAUCUCACCAGGUGUGAUUUAUAAUUUCUAGUCACAGAUUAUACUUCUUCAGAAUUAGUAUUUAUGUACUUAUGUCUUCAUAAAUUAUUGUUGUUCA